UCAGUACGCGAGUAGCUUUCACUGCGCACGCGCAUCUAUCACGCUGGUCCAAGAAAGUAUACCCAGAACGACAAUUUCCAAUUUCGGUGUUAUAAUGAAUGAACUUCUAUAAUGAGUUGUAUAUGAUAUAUGAAAUGUUUGUGUUGUAAAGUGUCCUAACAAUGAGUCGGUGGAAUUGGCACAAAUGGUUGUAUCUGUCGCUGUUGGGAUUGGCUUUGUCCGCUCGCACAAUUGGUUGCGAUUACAGCUCCGUCACCGAGAAAUUUGGAGCGGAAGCCGUUGCUCGGUGCAAUGAAAAAUGUCCAUUCCAGAAUCGUACAGGCGAAGGACAUUUCGACGUUAGUUGUGGUUCAGAUUGCAGUGUUCAACAAUGCAGACUCGGAUGCAAUCUUUGGUUGGAAGGCUUGGAAAAUUCCUGUCAGAUAGUAUGCAAUGUGACGUCAGAAGCAGUAUUCUCGAGGGAACUAUACUGCGUUAUGGGGUGCAAUGAAGCACUUAAUACUUACGUGCAAAAAGUUAGGGAUCUGUUAGGCACUCCGCCGGCGCCAGCCCUUGUAGCUGAUAGCCUGACUGCUACGUCUUUAUCUCUCGUGUGGGACGCUCCUAAUCUUGGAAAUCUUAGUUAUCUGGUUCAGUGGCGGUAUGAGGAACUGCCAGGCAGCUGGCAAUACUAUUCUAACUCCAGUCGCACUGAUAAAUCCAUAAUACACGUUGAAAAUCUGCGCCCCUAUACCAAAUACAGGUUCCGAGUAGCGAUUUUUCUAUCUAGUCACAGCGGUUCCGGAGAGCCGGUGUAUUCAACACCUUCCGUGGUCAUAUCAACACUUGAGAGUGGAAAACCAAGUUCAGCACCAUCGAGCCUAAGAGCCGCAGCUCCGGAUCCGAGCCGAGUGGCCAUUUCUUGGGAGCCAGGCCCAUUCCCCAACGGACCACUCAUAUCAUAUGUUUUAAGGCUUGGCGACACGCAGCCCAAUACGAACGAUGCGUUAGAAGACAUGCCAGCAUCAAACAACACGCUGUUCUAUAUGUUUCAAAACCUUGCUCCUGCUAGAGAAUAUGAAGUGUCCGUAGCGAUGAGAAACGCUGUCGGGGAGGGUCCGAGGGCCACCGUCAGGAUUAAAACGCCACCAUUACCAAUUUCUGUUCCAAGUCAACAACCGGUUCUCAUUUUGGGAGGAGAACAAAACAUUCUUGCGGCGCCUGCCAAUGAUAUGUUAUCGGAUCCAAUAGAACUUUAUAGCACAGAGCAUAAAAUAAAAGGUGUCGGAUUGGAUCUGUCGAGUGACUCCUUGUUCGUGUCAGUAUCAAAUGGUUUCGUCUACCGAAGCUCAUUAUUGCGAAAGAGUCACUCGGAAGCUAUUUUAAGAUCUGAAAAUAUAUUAGACAAGCCUCUCGAUCUGUCCGUGGACUGGCUCAAUAAACAUCUAUAUGUCCUCGCCGAAGUGAACUACAAUAAAGAAGCCUCAAACUGGUCUAACGCAAGUCUAUAUGCGAGUUGGAAGAUAUUGAGGUGUGACUUCGACGGGAGAAAUCAACUUGUUGCUUUAUCUGGGUUUAACUCUCGUCCAAUACAUUUCGAAGUAGAUUCUUAUAAUGGAUACCUCUUUUGGGCGUUACGUGGCGUGGAACGAGGUGGUCUGUAUCGAUUGGAUCUGGCGAAUAUUUCUAAUGGAGUAAGACAUAACGCGAAGCCGGAGCUCAUAGUGCGAGAUGCUCAUCUUGGCGCCUUUACAGUAGACCACGCUGAUUUUAGACUACUUGUUGCGCAUCUCAGACGUAAUACAGUACUAGCUGUUUCGUUGGAUGGGCGAGAAGUGACAGACUUUAGAAGUAACACGCAGACUCCAAUGUUUUCUUCUGCGCGAUCCAUAGCUUACGCUAAUGGACUGUUUUAUUGGACAAAUGGCGAAGAAAUGGUAUCAGAAGAAUAUCAUUCCCGAAGUGACAGUUAUUUUCACAACGAAUAUCCUUUAGCAUAUAACACAAAAACAAUUUCGGUGAGGCAAGUAUUGGUCGCUUUGAGAAGCUGUCAGCCGAUACCCGUUCCAGUGAACCCACCUUUAGGUGUCCAGAGUGUUAUGGGAAUAAAUCGUGCCAAAGUGUCAUGGUCUCCUCCACAUCUCCUGGGUCAUCAGGGGAUCGGAGCAUGGCAACAAUGGACGUUUCAUAUGCAACUCACAGAAACCAAGACAGGAAAAAUAACAAGGAUAGAAAAUAUCAACGAGUCAAUGUUUAUCGUUGAAAAUUUAAAGCAAGACACUGAAUAUAGCAUUCAAGUUGCGGCUGUAACAGAAUCAGGGUCAGGUCCGUGGUCUUCGGAGUUUGUUGGCAAAACAUUAACAUCGACCCCCGCUACUUUGCAAAGCACCUUGCUUUUGUCGGGCCCGGAUGGGCUUCUGCAAACAGAUCUGACAGGAGAUAACUUACAGACGCUCAUACACAGAGAUCACCUGGAAAACCUCCACAUAACUGACAUAUCAUGGUAUAGAGACAAGCUUUACUUGGUCACAAACGCUUCGACUGUGAUGUGGUAUAAUACGACGACCAAUGAACAUGGCAUGAUGCCGAACAUGGACAACGUGGGAAGUCUGGCUGUCGACUGGGUUGGCAAAAAGAUCUACUGGUCCAACCCAAAACAACAAUUGAUAACAAGAGGAAAUUUCGACGGAGGCAACCGUGAGCCCGUUCCUAUCGUGACGGUAGCGAAAGAGCUUACAAUAGAUUCGCUGGGCGCUUACAUUUAUUGGAAUACCGGGCACGCUGUGGAGGCCGCGAGGCUCAAUGGAGAAAAUAAAAUCAUAUAUUACCCAGCUCAGCUGUUCAGUGGAAAACAAGUCAUGGGUCUCACAGCAGACCUGAAAAAGAAGUGGUUGUAUUGGCUGGUCAGAAGCUACGACGGCUCUGAAUUGCAUCGUGCGCCAACAGCUGAUCAAAUAUCUCUCGGAAUCAGUGAGGUCUCGGGAUCUUUGGUCACUCGUCUGUCUGGAACAGCCACCCUCGGUCCUCUGUGUUACUUUAGCGGACGAUUAGUUUGGGUUCAGGACGCCUCCAGAGCCGUAGUUUCUGACCUCGCUGGAAAAUAUACGGCCGAGCUCAUUCCUAGGGUCCAUGUGAUCGCAGUUAGAGACCCCAACCUACAUAAAAAUAGCGAGUCCAUCAUCGCGAUACCGGAUACCAUAAACGCUUCCACCAUCGAUGUAAAAGGUGUCUGGGAUAAGUUCAAUGUGACGUGGAGGCCGGACGACCGCGUCAACGUCAACAAUGGCCGAGUCUAUUACGACGUCAGUCUGCAUUUUCACGGACACAACAAAAUUGAGAGAACUGUUGAAGUGCCGUGGCUGGAAGUACGGUCACGGUCGGUGCUGCCGUAUACGGUGGCGGAGGUGACGGUCCGCGCGCACACUCAGUGGGGCGGAGGCGCGGCCGCUAGGAGCGUCCUGCGGUCUCCACAGGCACCACCGACCGCGCCACUGAGACCUCGGCUGUAUGUGCAACGAACUACAAGCGACGGUCCAUUGACGGGCACGUUUAGGUGGGGAGCACCCAGUCCCACUAAUGGAGUAUUGCGAGGUUAUGAAGCCCAGUGCUGGACUCAGGGGACAGGGGGUGUACGCUCAGCCUGUGCUGACGCCCGCCUGUCACCCGUUCACACCCAGCUGAUGUUACGAGACUUGGAACCUGCUUCUAAAUAUUUCUUCAGAGUUCGCGCCUUCACUGAUGCUGGAUUUGGCCCAUAUACUGACACAGUUUACGCACCGUCCGAUGAAAUAAAUCCCAUUCCCCGAGUGAUGAUAUCGUCACAAGAAUCUAUACAAAUUGUAGACUUAGAUUCAGGAGAGAGUAGAAGAGUACCAAAGAGUACAGGCAUUCCAAUAGAUUUUGCAAUCAUCAUCGAAGAAAAUGUUGCAUAUUGGGUGAACAACUUGGAAGAAAUCUUCUCAUCCAAAAUCAAUAGUAGCGGGAACUACAAGUUGACAUCGAUUAACGGGAGUGCAAGUAGUAUCUGCGUAGAUUGGGUCAGUCGGUCAGUGUAUUGGACCCAACAAGAGAUAACGUCUACAGAUUCGUCUUACGUAAUGUACCGAGCCGACCUAGGAAUGCCGAACAAUCGUCCGCUCAUCACACGAAUACUGACUAGGAGGCAGCCAAUGUAUAGUUUACAGAUAGCUCCAAUGUUGCGAUCACUGUAUUGGUACGAAGACAGCAAUCACACGGGUUUAGGCAAUCUGUUCACCACAAAACUGGGUGGAUCUAACGUGACUCAUUUUUUCAACAAGCGUAAAGGUUGCAGUUGUCCCGACAGGCCACAAGUGGCGAGAAGCUUUGUCCUUGAUAUGACGAAUAACAAAACUAGUUUACUUUGGGUGGACCCUUGGAAAAAUAGAAUAUACGAAUCAGAUAUCCUUGGCUGUAACUGCAGCUUGGUCGUUGACGCUUCUGAAAAAAGGAAAUAUGGCUUUUUGCCUACAUCUAUAACUGUAGAUAGCAAAUAUGUGUAUUGGUAUAACUCGACGGAAAAAUUCAUAUUUUAUACGAAUAAAUUUAAAAUAAGUAAAAUAGAACAGGCCAAGGUUUCUUUGGGAUACAAGAUUAUGGCGUUGGAUCCAGGGAAACAACCUUAUCCGCCGACACAUUGCUUGCUUCCAAGCUCACAGAAACUCUUACCAAAAUUUAUAGGACAUUCAGCGAAUAGCAUAACCUUACAUUUACCUCAUAUAAGGAAACCCCACCACGAGGAUUGUAAAAACUUACAAUAUGAGUUACCAGCUACCGAGUAUACAAUUUUUUACCGAGCUCAAAUAAAAAACAUUAGUAUUGUCUGCGACAGAGAUUCAUGUCCUUAUUUGACAACUACCAGUACGGAAGUUGUACUCAACGAAUUGAAACCCUUCGCUAACUAUUCGGUGAUGAUCGAAGCCACUAACUAUUAUUCUAAACUUCACAAUGUACCGCCUGUUUACGGGAUGCCAUUAAUCGUACAAACUGCUGCAGAAGCUCCGACCGCUCCAAAGAACGUAACGGGAAUAGUUUUAAGCCCUGUUCUGGCUCGAGUUGAAUGGACUCCUGACCCUGGCCUGUGGUACGAGCUCCAUUGGAAAACGGAUGACUCCACAUCAUUACCGCGCCGGUCGAAAGAGCAUAUAUUCGAGAUGUCCCGCGGUCGGAGUGCCAACAUGACUGGUCUCUCUCCAUCCACGUCUUACACAGUAUGGGUUCGUGCCCACUCCCGACAUAGUGCAGUCACAGCGGACUCGACACCGCUGCGCCUGCGCACACGACCUGAACCAGCUCCACUUACUCUGCGCAAGGCUGAAGCGUACCGGCUAGCAGUAUCCUGGCCCCCACCCACAUCGUAUCCCUUGCACUCGUACGCUGUUGAAUACACCGAGGUGUCUCCAUCGAGUCAGGAGGAAUGGAAGCCAUGUGAGAGGAACAGUGAUGUGGAGUGGUCCGCGCCUGACCUGCAACCGGCUACGAGAUACCGCUUCCGAUUGCACCUGCAGUAUUUAAGUAACGCGCCUCCCUACUUCUGGCCGGAGGACGACAGAUUUACAUAUGAGACUAUUGGGGACGUGCCAGGAGCCCCGGGCGCGGUUCAUGUGGAGGCGGUCGGUGAGCGGGUGCUCCGUGUCUGGUGGACGGAGCCGGAGCCCCGCGGAGCCCCCGUCAUGGAAUACCGAGUGUGGGGACGACCACAGCUUAGAAUAAACGACGGCGAGGAAAGUGACACGAGAAACAUUAGUGAAAUGCUCAUGAAAAACUUUCAUCACAAUCUGGACAACGAAACGAAGUUGGCCGUCCUCAGAGAAGGUCUCGAACUACUUCACAACGGAUCACAGACGUACUGGUUGGUGGGCCCCGAGCGUAUAGCGGAGGGCGGGUGGUUGGCCCGCGUGCAGGCCCGCAACUCGUACGGUUGGGGAGCCCUUUCGACCGCCGCGAGGGUUUCCUGGGCCACGCCGGCGCUUCGCCCCCCGCGUACUAUACUAGCGCUUGUGCUGGGAGCGCUCGCCGCCAUAAUAAUAGUCGUCGCAGCUAUAGUAUUGUAUACAUACAAUCAUCGCAGUAAAAAGAAAACGGCGCUCGGUAAUCAACUAACUGCAAACAUUGUGCGGAGAGGUCCAGACGUCGAGCUCGCUACGUUACGACAGCUGCCCAUAAGACAUUCAAACAACAUAUUAUACAACCAGGGUGUCCUCUGUCCAUCUGACGCCGAGCUCACCAGCCUCCCUCACAUCCGACGUGAACAGAUCACACUCUCUAAAUUCUUGGGAUCGGGAGCUUUUGGGGAAGUUUUUGAAGGAGUCGCGCGAAAUAUAAAUAACGGCAACACUGACACCAAAGUAGCCGUUAAGACCCUGCGCAAAGGAGCGACGGAACAAGAAAAGACUGAAUUCUUAAAGGAAGCGGCUCUGAUGUCGAACUUCAAACACGAGCACAUCCUGCGCCUGCUCGGCGUGUGUCUGGACAACGACCCGCACUACAUAGUCAUGGAGCUGAUGGAGGGAGGGGAUCUGCUCAGUUACCUUCGGGCGAAACGUUCCUCGCUGUACACCCCGGAAUCCCUGACGCUACUGGAUCUCCUGAACAUGUGCGUGGAUGUGACGCGAGGGUGUCGUUACCUGGAGGAGAUGCACUUCGUCCACCGGGACCUCGCGUGUCGGAACUGUCUGGUGGCUAUGAGGGGCAAUACACGCAUCGUCAAGAUAGGAGACUUUGGACUCGCCAGGGACAUAUACAAGAAUGAUUACUAUAGAAAGGAAGGGGAAGGUCUUCUUCCGGUUCGUUGGAUGGCGGUGGAGUGUUUGGUAGACGGCGUGUUCUCCUGUCAGUCGGACGUGUGGGCGUGGGGAGUGCUGUGCUGGGAGGUGCUGUCUCUGGGCAGACAGCCGUACCCAGCUCGCACCAACCGACAGGUGCUGAGCUUCGUGCGAGCUGGAGGCACACCGGACCGACCGCCUAAUUGUCCCACGGUGUUCUACGAGCUCCUGCAAAAGUGCUGGAGUUAUUCUUCAGAGUCCAGGCCGUCGUUCCGCGAAUGCCUCCAGGUGGUGGUGGCCCUCAGAGACCGCACUCCACCGCGGGAACCUCUCGCCGCCACCCCACAUCCACCGCCACAACCACAUUACCUCACCUUGUUAGCUGACGAUGCCGUCGACAACCGUACGUACCUGCUGGACGAGAAUGACAACGCUUUAGACGAAGAAUCUCCGGAGCAAGAAAUGGAACCAUCGAAUCUGUUGCCGCGAACUAAAUAUUUAGAACUGAUGUACGACACGGAGUCCCCUUCGAACACACUGUGCGACGGCUAUGAAAAACCGCGGACGCCGUUUACGUACGCGCCAUUUUCUCGACACAGUAUAGUGGGCGUGGCGCCAAACAGACUCAUAAAGCCGCCAUUGUAUCGGACGCACUCGCUGCGUACAAACAGCCGACCUCCGAACGCCACAAUUAUACCUCUUCGGAACGGUAUCAUGAAGCGGGCUUCUAUAUGCGAUGGAAACUUCAGCGACCCUUACCCUGGCCCCUCAAGGCCGCCGAUAGAUUUCGACAAACACGUCUUCAAGACUCCAUUUUAAACUGUGAUAUUAGCCUUUUGUAAUUCCACCGACGAAUCGUUAUAUAAUAUUUAUUUAUGUUAAUAUUAAAUGUAAAUACGUGGAUCUAUCGUUGUACAUAAUAGAAUAAGAGUGUAGAUGUUUGUAGAUGGACGGUUGUAGAGAAAUUGGGUACAAAAUAAAAACUAUUUCGCUUAAUAGUUAUGCAUUUAUUGAACGCUAGAACACAAUGUGUAGAGUUCUAGAAUAUUCUAUAAUAAAAAAAAACCUUACAUAUCAAUA
Danaus plexippus (monarch butterfly) is the source of this 7841-nucleotide messenger RNA. It is a transcript of the gene sev, whose product is annotated as proto-oncogene tyrosine-protein kinase ROS. Gene Ontology annotation, biological process: positive regulation of kinase activity; protein phosphorylation; cell surface receptor protein tyrosine kinase signaling pathway. The coding region runs from base 162 to 7580 and encodes 2472 amino acids. The record is from RefSeq and is a predicted model, not a curated record. NCBI's taxonomy places the organism in Eukaryota, Metazoa, Arthropoda, Insecta, Lepidoptera, Nymphalidae. Gene Ontology annotation, cellular component: signaling receptor complex; membrane. Gene Ontology annotation, molecular function: ATP binding; transmembrane receptor protein tyrosine kinase activity; protein binding. The transcript is spliced from 36 exons.